GCUGUUUAGAGACAGAAAGGGGGGGUGUACCAACACCAACACAGCGAUUCCUCUCUUUUUAACCGCGGUCAAAUCAUGGACACAUAAUUCUGUCUAUAAAUAGAAACUUAUUCUUGUCGAUCCAAGCCGAACAUCUGCUAUGCACGCAAUGCACAGUAAAGUAUCGGAAUCACUGGGAAAUACCGAAGCAGAAUUCGCCUUCAGCGCUGCUGUUAGUUCUCCACUGGCGCCGUGCAAGAAGACACGUCCGACUCAGGUCUACAGUGGGCCGAAAAGGGUGGAUGGUUUAAGUUGAAGCCUACAGUAGGUAAAAGAGUUGCAUUAGAGUGGUUGCAACAAGAGACAUGGCUUAUAUCAGCUGCUAGUCGAAACAUGACAAGAUGUCACAAAACAAUAAUUUCUUAGCCAUCCCGGAUCAAAGAGAUCUCUUCGUCCCGGUGGGGAAUGGAGGAUCUGAGAAGCGCAGCAAUUCUCCCGUGGAUGACGAGGACGAGGAACCCGAGGAUGACAUUCGACUCAUACCCAGGUCCUCUCCCGUGCCCAGGAAGCGCGGCCCGUCAAUUGCUGAUGAGACGGCGGAGUAUAUGCGAAUUCGACUGGCUUUAAAACGCCGAGUGUCAUUCGCCGAUGCCACAGGUGGAGAUCUCGUGGAUGUGAAAGAAUUUGCUGCUUUUGAUUCAGACGACGAAGACACCGCCGAAAGAUGGGAGGCAGAGGAAGCUCGUUAUCGCGCCGCUGUACGCGAACCGACCUACCACCUGCAUCCAGAGUUUCAGGGGUUAUCUGGCGAUGAAUUGAUGGCAGCUGUGCGCGCCCAUAAAGUAGAAGUGGAACCUGUAUCUUUUGAUCCUGACGAGCCACUGGCAUUCUCCGGAAAAAUUCGUGUUCUCAAUAUUUCGUUCCAGAAGUCAGUGUAUGUGCGCUCUACCAUGGACGGUUGGGGCACCUUCUUUGAUUAUCCGGCAGAUUAUUUGGAAAGCUCUAACGACGGAGAAUCCGAUCUGUUCUCAUUUAAAUUGUCAUUUGCUCCACCUUACCUUUUCCACGGCGCGCGAAUUGAUUUUGUAGUGCGUUAUGAAACGCCAAAUGGAGAGUUCUGGGCUAACAAUUCCGGCAAGAAUUAUUCGGUUACACUUCUCGUUACAUUUGAAGACCGUGCAGUUCACGCCUCUGGCAUGGAUUUGCAUAGCAUACGGGGUAUAUUAAAGCCGCCAAGACCUGGAAUGGACUAUGACGACUCUCAGGACUACGAUGACGAAGGGGCUAGUAGGGAGCCAGAGGACCAGCCACGUCCGGUGCACCCUGUGAUCGUUCAUCCUGAGAUGGACAUAGAUGUGGGAGGUCAGGAGCAGGGAUCUCUCUCCAGCACAGACCCUUCACAAACAACAACAGCAGUAACAACAACAACAAUAACAGAAGGCACACCCUAUUCUAGCUCUACCACUGACCUGACUGCUCCAGCCAUUGAGAGGAGCCUGUGCGAUCAGCAGGACACCACAACCCAAGCCAGCACUUCCCUGCCACUGUCAGAACCAGAACUUGGAUCAGACCUGAACCACCCACCGCAACCACAGCAAGAGAACCAAGAGAGUGAACCAGCGGUCCAGAAAGAAGUCAAAGAUGUAACUUCAAUCUCAGCAUGCCACAGUGCUAUAUCAGCCUUGGCAGAACACACUAUUGCUGAAGACAACUUUGGAUUGAUGCCACCCUCAGAGACCAGACACACAGACCCUAAGCCUGAUAUAGCAACAGAUAUACCUCAUCACUCAGACCCUCCUGACCAGGCUGCCCCGUGUCUGUUAUUAGGUGAUGAAAUGGAUGGGAAUAAGCACAAAGACACAAGGCUCACAUCUGCUGAAGAAAUGGAUGCGAACAAGGACAAAGAAACAAGGCUCACAUCUGCCGAAGAGAUGGAGGAUGAUUUUGAGGAGCUCACAACAUUAGCAGAAGAGGCUGGAGAGAUCGGAGAUCUGGAGAAGAUUGACACCAGUGAGAGGUUUGAAGGGGCAGAGGAGGAGCCUGGGGAGAUCGAGGAGAAGAUUGACACCAGUGAGAGGUUUGAAGGGGCAGAGGAGGAGCCUGGAAAGAUUGAGGAGAAGAUUGACACCAGUGAGAGGUUUGAAGGGGCAGAGGAGGAGCCUGGGGAGAUUGAGGAUAAGAUUGACACCAGUGAGAGGUUUGAAGGGGCAGAGAGAAGCACCGUCACAGAGUUGGAGUCACCAAUAAGCUCGGACAUCCUUGAUGAACAUGCACAGAAUGGGAGCACAGAAGUCGUUGGAGUAGAAAUUGCUCUGGAGGAAAACGCUGACCUUGAGGAGGUCCCUCGGGUGAGCCCGGGCCCACUGACGUCAACAGUCGAGUCCGGCAGUCAGUCGGAGAUCUCUAGGGGCCGAGAGCUCAGACUGAAAGAAGAGUCUGCUCAAGCUGCAGGAGAGGACUUGUCUUCCUCAGCAGCGAGCCGUUUGCUGCCAACCCACCAAAGCCCUGUCCACCCAGGGCCAACAGGCGAAGACAGUAUGACACUCUCUCUCUCUGAUACCAUCUUUGAUGCUGACAAGUCACCAAAACCACCGCUGCACCCGAAGCCAUGCAAGCCACCUGCAUUAGAGGAAUCAACUGCUUCCUUGGAUUCCAAAUUUACUAAUCAUGAAGAUUUGGCAGUUACCUCCGAUCUCAGACCAGUUGAACAGAAAAACUUUGCUGAAGAAAUGGCCUUGCCACAGUAUUUCACCAUUGACUCCCACACAACUACACCAUCGACCAGAGAUGCAUCCCACGUCCCAGAGAAAGACAGUCUCGACGUCUCUGCUGGUACUGAGGAAAAGGAGUCCCCCGUUGAAGCCUCCUGUCCAGCCUGUCCAACCAUCCUGACCCUGGAGGCCCCUGAAGAUGCACUGGAGAUGCCUGGAAACUCAGUGGGCACCCUGGACGGUCCUGUCAGCAUCUGGAGGACUCUGAGACCUGCCAUGUUUGGCAUGAGUGUGGUCACCUGUUUCAUCGCAGCCGUGCAAGAACCCAGCAUCCUCCUCGUGCUGGGACUCUAUUUAGUUGUUCACUGUUUCUGAUCCAUCUUCCUUUCUUUUUUUUUGCUAUUCUUGCUUUACUUUUAUCUUCUUGAGUGCCUUAUUGGUCAGUCCAAACCUAUCACCAACAUACAUUGCAAAGUAGUUUAAAUUGACAAAAUUCAGUUUCUUUCAUUCAUUUCAACCCCAUAAGCAUUGAGUAAAAAAAUUAUUUUUGUUUUAAGUUCACUUUUUUGCAUUAAUAUUUCAGGUCCAUAUGACAAAGUAGCUAAAUGUAGCAACCACCAGUCACUCAUAUCCAAAGUCACAUCCUCAAAUCUUAAAUGGUGCACUCAAUACUGUAACAACAUUCAUAACAACGGCAAUCUAGUCUACUUGUAGGGUGAAGUAAAUUCUAUUUACACUUUAACAUUGGCAGUGUCUAUAAUGAAAGUGUCUGGCGGGAUUUUCCUGGGAUGUGUGUUUUCUGAGGGUUUUAAGCAUGCUAUAUGAUACGCAGUGGGUGCCAUAUUAAAUUAAUUAUGAUACUCAUCCUCCAACUUCUGAAAAAAAGAACGGUGGCUAACAUCUCUUUCUCAAGAUACCUUUAUGUAAAAGAUCUACAAUUAUGGCUGGCUUUUAUGUAAAAGAAUUACAAAUAUGGCAGGCUUCCCACUAGCGAUGAGUGGUAGGGCAUCCUGUAGAAGGUUAUUUGUGUCUGAAGUGAAUGGUCUGUGACGUGCUGGAAAUGUUGAAGAGGACGUUGAGACAACAAUGAUGGUUUGGAAGUAACGUCUAAGAUAAGACUUAUUAUCCCCAUGUAUGUUUAUUUUCCCAUAAGUAGUUAUAUUAUUGUGCAUAGAAGAAUGAUCCAGUCAAAGGAUACAAGUCAAAGGCCAGCAAUAAAUGUCCUUUAUAAAGAUAAUUUAAAGAGGAUCGGCACAGGGUUGACAUGAUAUGUGAUUUGAUAGAUGGUUUGCCGAGAUUAAUGGUAAAUUUCCUUUUGCGUGUGUGUGCGUGAGUGUGUGUGCUGUGUGGAUUGUGUGAUGAGUAUUUCCUGUGUGUGUGUGUGUGUAUGUUUUGUGAAUAUGUGUUCCUGUAUAAAAUACUCUUCAGAUAUCAUGUAUUACAUUCAGGUAUCACAGCAUGGAUAACAUGUUUCUCGUCUUAUAAGAAGUGUUUCAUUUACACUAAAACUGUUGUAUUCAGCCAUUAACCAACAAAAAAAAGCACCGUUUUAACCAUGUCUGAAAACUGAUGUGAUCUGUCAUAUUCUUUGAGUGUCCCAUUGAGUGUUGGGAGUGUAUAUGCAACAAGUCUAACACAAAUCUCACUGUGGGAUACAUGUUGAAUGUAGGACUACAAAUUCACAAUUAAACAUGUUCAACAGCA
This is a messenger RNA of Alosa alosa (allis shad), 4394 nucleotides long. RefSeq lists its product as uncharacterized. Gene Ontology annotation, biological process: regulation of glycogen biosynthetic process. The record is from RefSeq and is a predicted model, not a curated record. Gene Ontology annotation, molecular function: glycogen binding; protein phosphatase 1 binding. Lineage: Eukaryota; Metazoa; Chordata; Actinopteri; Clupeiformes; Clupeidae. The coding region runs from base 381 to 3065 and encodes 894 amino acids. The transcript has 4 exons. Gene Ontology annotation, cellular component: protein phosphatase type 1 complex.